Molecule: messenger RNA, 3314 nt
Organism: Physella acuta
Lineage: Eukaryota; Metazoa; Mollusca; Gastropoda; Physidae
Product: zinc finger protein 208-like
Biological process (GO): regulation of DNA-templated transcription
Molecular function (GO): DNA-binding transcription factor activity, RNA polymerase II-specific; RNA polymerase II cis-regulatory region sequence-specific DNA binding
Source: RefSeq, a predicted model, not a curated record
GGAAACCAUUCUAACUUACAGAUGGCUGCUGUUUAUAUAGCAAAUCUUGCUCAGGAACACUGCUGUGUACUUUGGUGACAGCUAUGCCAGAGACUUGGGCAUUUAUUUACAGAGGGUUGGUGUUGUAAACAAGAACAGUUUCAUCAAAAUGGAGAGCAAUGCUGGUGAUCUCUAUCCAUGUCAAUAUUGCAGAGUGGCAUUUUCAAAUGUUUCCUUUUUGAAGGCACAUUUGAAAUUCAAACAUGGAGGGCAAGAAAUAGCCAAUUGGAGUCUAGCUCUCACUCCUAAAAAUAGUGAAGAUUCUUUCCAACCGUCUAAUUUUUAUCAACAUCUUAUAACUUUUAUGAAAGAAAAGGCUUACAAGUGUGACAGAUGUAAUAAAUGUUUUACAAAGCUUAGCCAAUGGAAGAAACACCUUAGAAAUCACACUGAAAAAAAGCCUAAUGAAUGUGACACAAAGAUUGGCCAUUUAAAAAAUGGUUCAGAAGAAAAGCCUUACAAGUGUGACAUAUGUGGUAAAUAUUAUACAAAGCUUUUCCAAAUAAAAAAGCACCUUAAAACUCAUACAGGAUUAAAGCCUUUUACUUGUGAAACAUGUGGCAAAUGUUUUUUGCAGUUUUCAAGUUUACAGAGACACCUUCUAAUUCAUUCAGGAGAAAAGCCUUACAAGUGUGACACAUGUGGUAAAUGCUUCACACAAUUCUCACAUUUAAAGAGUCACAAUAGAUUUCAUACUGGAGAAAAACCUUUCAAAUGUGGCACAUGUGGUAAAAGUUUCACAGAAUCUAACAGUUUACUGAGACAUCACAGAGUUCAUACAGGAGAAAAGCCUUUCAACUGUGACAAAUGUGGUAAAUAUUUUAAAGAUUCAUCACACUUACGGAAACACAUCAGAAUUCAUAAUGGAAUAAAACCUUACAAGUGUGACCUUUGUGGUAAAUGUUUCACAGCUUUUUGGGAUUUAAAGAAACAUGUUACAAGUCAUUCAGGAGAAAGGCCUUUCAAUUGUGUCAAAUGUGGUAGAUGGUUUAAGGAUUGUGAAUACCUAAAGAAACAUGUUAAAAUUCAUUCAGAUGAUAAGCCUUACAAAUGUAACAACUGUGAUAAAAGUUUUUCACAGCUUAAUCAAUUAAAGAUACACCUUCAAAAUCAAAACUAUGAAAAGUCUUCCCAGUGUGACAAAUGUGGUAAAUGUUUCACAACAAGUCAUUCUUUAAACAGCCACCUUAGAUUUCACGCAGGUGAAUUACCAUACAGAUGUGACAAAUGUGGUAAAUCUUUUGUAUUGAAGAGCACAUUACAAAACCACUUUAGAAUUCAUGCUAAACCUCAUAAGUGUGACAAAUGUGGCAAAGGCUUCAUGAAGCUCUUAAAGUUUCAGAAACACUGUAGAAUUCAUACAUGUGAAAAGCCUUGCAAGUGUGGUAAAUGUAAUAAAUGUUUUACACAAAGUAAAACUUUACAGAAAUACAAUGCAAUCCAUACUGGUGAAAAGCCUUACAUGUGUGAAAAAUGUGGUAAAUGUUUUGCAUUAUCGUCCAUUUUACAGUCACACAAUAGAAUUCAUACAGGAGAAAAGCCUUACAAAUGUGUCACUUGUAGUAAAUGUUUCACAUUUUCCUCUGGUUUAAAGAACCACAAUGUAAUUCACACAGGAGAAAAGCCUUACAAGUGUAUCAUUUGUGGGAAAUGUUUCACACAGCUUGCAAGUUUAAAGAGGCACCAUAGAUAUCAUACUGGAGAAAAACCUUACAAGUGUACCACAUUCGGUCAAAGUUUCACAGAAUCUAACAGUUUACUGAGACACCACAGAGUUCAUACAGGAGAAAAGCCUUUCAAGUGUGACAAAUGUGGUAAAUAUUACAAAGAUGCAUCAAGCUUACGGACACACUUAAGGAUUCAUACUGGAAUAAAACCUUAUAAGUGUGACACAUGUGGUAAAGUUUUCACAAAAUUUUGUUAUUUAAAGAGACACCUUAAAAUUCAUACAAGAGAAAAGACUUACAAGUGUGACAACUGUGAUAAAAGUUUUUUACAGCUUACUAGCUUAAAGAGACACCUUAGAAAUCAAAACUCAGAAAAGACUUACAAGUGUGAGAAAUGUUGCAAAUGUUUCACAACAAGUCAUUCUUUAAAUAACCACCUUAGAAUUCAUACAGUUAAAUUACCAUACAGUUGUGACAAAUGUGGUGAAUCAUUUGCAUUGAAGAGCACUCUACAGAUCCACUUUAGAAUUCAUGCUAAAACUUAUAUGUGUGACAAAUGUGGCAAAUGCUUUAUGGAGCUCUCAAAAUUUCAGGAACACUGUAUAAUUCAUACAUCUGUAAAGCCUCACAAGUGUGGCAAAUGUGGUAAAUGUUUCAAACAAAAAAAAACUUUACGGAAACACCAAGCAAUCCAUACUGGUGAAAAGCCUUACAUGUGUGAAAAAUGUGGUAAAUGUUUUAAACUCCUGGACUAUUUACAGAACCACUGUAAAAUUCAUAAAAGAGAAAAGCCUUACAGGUGUGAUAAGUGUGGUAAAUGUUUUGUAAGCCUGACAAGUUUACAGUGCCACUAUAAAAUUCAUACAGAAAUAAAGCCUUACAGGUGUGAUAAGUGUGGUAAAUGUUUUGCAUUCUUGUCCAUUUUACAGGCACACAAUAGAACUCAUACAGGAGAAAAGCCUUACAAGUGUGUCAAUUGUGGGAGAUGUUUCUUAUAUUCCUCAGGUUUAAAGAACCAUUAUAGAAUUCAUACAGGUGAAAAGCCUUACAAGUGUGUCACUUGUGGUAAAUGCUUCAGACAUAUCUCAGGUUUAAAGAACCACCAUAAAAUGCACACAGGAAAAAAUAUUAAUAAGUGUGAAGAAUGUGGUAAAUGUUUCUUGCAAUUUUCCACUUUACUGAAACACCAAAAUUUUCAUAAAAAAGAAAGGCCGUACAGAUGUGACAUAUGUGGUUCUCGUUUUGGACGACGGAGCACUUUAAGAAAUCACCUUAGAACUCAUACUGGAGAAAAACCUUACAAGUGUGACAAAUGUGGUAGAUGUUUCACACGGGCUUCCAAUUUACGGAUACACCAUAAAAUUCAUACUAGUGAAAAACCUUACAAGUGUGACAAUUGUGGCAAAUUGUUUAGGGAACUUAGGUAUAUCACAAGACACAUGAGAAUUCAUACAGAAGAAAAACAAGUGUGGUAAAUAAGGUACAAGUUUUUCUGAUCUUUCACAAUUUUCCAACCAGCAAAGAGAAUCCACAACUGAAAUUAUCUUUUGAGAUAAGCAUCACCUCCAUCACUAAUUUCAUUGCUCCAAGUUUAAUUCUUGUUAUUUG